This is a messenger RNA of Mycetomoellerius zeteki, 9488 nucleotides long. It is a transcript of the gene Sec16, whose product is annotated as endoplasmic reticulum export factor secretory 16. Gene Ontology annotation, cellular component: endoplasmic reticulum exit site; ER to Golgi transport vesicle membrane. Gene Ontology annotation, biological process: Golgi organization. Lineage: Eukaryota; Metazoa; Arthropoda; Insecta; Hymenoptera; Formicidae. The record is from RefSeq and is a predicted model, not a curated record.
UCUAUCUUACUUUCUUACGUACGUCGAAAUGUCCGCGUACUCCUGAGAUUGAGUGUCCGCGCGCGGCUAUCGACAUCGACCUCGACGACGAGGACGAGGACGACGACGUUCGCUCCGCCGUGAGAAGAAACCCGCAGAAGUGACUGGUAGUGGCAACGGUCAAUAAUGCGCAUACCGGACGCGUGGAAACGGCAACGCGAGCGACGAUAACUUUAGAUCUCAAAGAUUGCUGUAAAUCAGGCUGCAAAGUCCUGCAGGCAGCAUGAAUAAUCCUUAUCGAGCUAGACCCGCCAGAUCUCGGGUGGAUCAUUCAGCUACAUAUGGAAUGCACAAUCAAAAUAUGUGGAUACCCAUGUCUGGGCCUCAAUCGGAUGUCCCACCGAAUGAUACCACCCAGCAAUCUUUUACGAACCAGUCAAAACAUGCGAGCGAUACAUGGAAGGAUCCCUGGGACUGGAAUCUGGACCAACAGUCGGAUACCCAGCAGCAGCAAUCACCACCACAGCAGCCACCACCACAACAGCAACAGCAUUACAUACCCUCGUAUCAGAAUCAAGGACAGCUGAUAUCCGAUUCUAUGCGAAACCAUUAUUAUAAAAAUCUUAAUGGUAAUACAUCCGAUGUACUUAACCAGAACUCCGUGUCAGGCAGAAACACUCCCAGGUCGGAGUCUGCUUGUCAGACUGGGUCGAGUUACAUGGAUUCUUUCCCGCCCUACGCGAAUUAUAAUCAAAGUCAGCAGUAUCCGUUGCCUCGACAGAACAACGCGAAAUCCAAUUUCGAGCAUGCUCAAUGGCCGAACGAACAUCAGUCGUCAAAUGCAGCUUAUACUCAGCAAAGACUCGUGCCGCAACAAAGCCAGAAGGAUCAACCACCAUUGCAUUUACCAUCAACACAUCCACCACCAACACAUCCACCACCGACACACCCACCACCGACACACCCACCACCAACACAUCCACCACCGAUGGCAACACAUAACAAUUAUAAUUGGAGUAAAGACGACACAACAAACUUACCAUUGCAACGUAAUUGGCAGAAUCAUACCGAUACUCUAGGUCAGUGGCAGGAUCAAACCACGUCGCAGGAAAUGCAACAGCCAACAGUCGACAAUCAAUGUGCGCAAUCAUCGCAAAUAUACAAUGCGCCUAUCGAGGGGGUCAAUAAGGAACAUUCCGUGAACUGGUCUACCAAUGAGCAACAGAGUAACGAAGCGGGUAAUAAGUCUAAUGUCGUAUCGAAUCAGUGGCAUAAUCAAAAUCGCGAGUCCCAACCUCAAUCCGCGCAUUUAAUACAAACAAAUAAUGUAGAUGACGCAUUUGCUUCUUGGCCACAGUCGAGCAACAUCAGUGCCUCGCACAAUUGGAGAAAUUCUAACGUGCAAAACGAAUCUGUACAUGCAACUUCUACGCAAUGGUUACAGCCAACGAGUGCGGAUAACAGUUCGUUCGCGCAGAACGUAUCACAGAAUAAUAACAGCGUUAGGUUUGCUGUGAACGAAUGGCAACAAGUGCACAUGGCGCCAUUCCACUAUGCUCCAGCAUCUACAACUGUAACAGCAGCAGCACCUACAAGCGUAAAAAAUAUUGUACAUACACCCAAUAAUAAUGAACAAGAGAACGAGAAGCAAGCAGCAGUAGCUUCUAUCGCAACUCCUGUGUCGCCUCACGAUUCAAUCAGUCACGCAAAAUCGAGCGAUAUUAAGUCACCGAUUGGAGAUCACCAUAAUCUAAACGUACUGACUGAUGAUACACCGAAAAAUGAUCUUUCUAAAACCGUUCUUAGCGAAAAGGACCGUUCUUUUGAUUCUACAGUGACAGAGGAAUUAACCAGCAGUUUUGGUCAUCUUAAUCUUAAUAGUAAGUCGGGAAAACACGUAGAUCUUUUGGGUGAAUCGUUAGAGGUACAGUCGAACCCCGUUCUACAAGAAGGGAGAGCUCAACAUCCUGCUAAUUUCAACGUCGCGAGUAUCCGAGACAAUUCUGUUCCCGAUAAUAUGUCCGUGCUACCUCCAGAUUACGCGUCAAGCGGUAUAGAGAAUUCUCAUUCUGUCGAUAGCCAGCCAGUUGUCUGUCAAGAUCCUCUAAUAUCGAAUACAUAUCAAAGUGGUGCUACUAAAAUAAUAGAUAGCAUCUCGCAAAGCGGUUAUCAAUGGGAUCAAUGGUACAAUCAAAAUACGUUAGAGAAUGCAUGGUAUGCGAAGGAUCACUCACGUCCACCUCCCAAACAGUGGAACACUCCUGAGCAGAACGUAGAGAAUUACGAGAAUAUCCAGCAAUCAUCCGACUUCAUAAACGUCGAGGUUGUUGCGCCUGCAACGUUAAAAGAGCGCGAUAUUUACGGUUCUCGGGAUUCCAUAAACAAAGAAACGUUGGACAACGAUCCCAAGCCAAGCGCGAGUCCUAAAGAAGCGACGAAUAUUCGGGAUUUCCGGGAGGAGGUGAACAACGUCGAAGUGCUGUCGGUGCAGCAACAGCAGCAGCAAACUCGGUCUCAUCCUCCACCUUUGACGGAACAAAUGCCGGAUAAUUAUGAAUUCGCUUCGAAUGAUAGAAAUACGUUUUUAGAGACUGGCGAGUUGACGGACUCGCAUCAGGAACACGAACCAACGCCACCGAGCCAGGAUGACGAAAAUGAUGAAGUGCCUAACGAUAUUCCCUUCCUGCGCGAAGUACCGGGACAAUCGAGUACCAUAGAUCCACGCAGAAAUGAUCCUACAGGUCAGGAGCAGACUGGACAACGUCUGUCCGAUCCUAGGAGGAAUGAUCCAUCGGGUCAGGAACAAAGUAUACAAGUUAGAAAUAUACCUGAUAUUCCUUUGUUAUUACGAGGUGAUACGGACACGCUAGAACGACGAAAUGAUCCUUCGGGUAGGGAACGUUCUCUUCCACCGCAACAGCCUCUUCCAUCGCGAAAUGAUCCAUCAGGUGAAGAGAGGCAUCAGCUACAGUUGCAGAUAAUGAUGGAGCCGAGCGAGACUCGUGAAGUGCUCGGCAGAGGCAACGAGCCCGACGAAGUUGCGCAGCAAACAGACGCGGAACGUAGACAGAUACCAGGCGGAGCAUCUUCUAACGACGUCACGCAGUUGUCGGACGACAGGACAACAGGUGGUAGAGUUGUUACUGGCUCUCUUCCGGAGGUUCCUUCGCCGAUGUCCGCGAUGCAGGAUCAGGCGAGUGAAUCGCGAAAUAAACGUGAAGAAGCGGUAGGCGCAUCUUUGGAAAGCGAGAGCCAGGACAUCUCCAGCUCCUCGAAUCGACGGGAUUCCUAUGAAGACGAAAAAGAUGAGGGAUCUCGCAACAGUCGAGACGAAAGUAGAGAGAGACGACGAGAAACAAGUCCUGAUCAUCGACGAUACGAAUAUGACCGGAAGAAUGCGUACUACAAUCAUGAAUACGAAGACGAUUAUUAUUACAAACGUCAACGCGCGGGCGACAAUGAUCGUCAGUAUAAUGCCCGCGACGACUUCGAGCGACGGGAUGUUUCGUAUCAGGAAGACGAACGUAAUCUCAGUCGCGACGAUUUAGAUCGACAUGGUAGAGACGAUAUGGAUAGAAGAAUCAGGGGAAAAGAGGAUCUAGAUGAAAGGGACAGUAGAAGAAGACCAGAUGAUCGCAGAAGAGACAGAGGUGAUGAUCCACGUCGUCGAGACAGAGAUCCAAGAGAUUAUGAUGCACGAUAUUCUAGAGAUCCUAAGGAUAGAGAAUAUAUGGGUGAAAGAAGAAGGGACGAUAGACGAUUACGAAGACACGAAGAUUGCGAUAUUAAAGAUCCGUAUAGAAGGAACAACGACGAUGAUCCUUAUAGAAGAAGUUCUAGGCCUUCAAGUAGAUCUUCUUAUAAUGAUAAAGACCGUACGAUGGAACAAUACAUGCAUGUGAAAGACCUUUAUGAAUACAUUUCUUAUUCAUAUCUUGUGAACCUACGUCGGACGAAUCCUGCUGCCUAUUCUGAGUGGUACUAUAAAUAUUACGCGAGUCAGCAGCAGCAACAGCACAUUGCCAGAGGAGUCAGUAAUUAUCCAGAAGAUAGAGCCAGUGUUCAUUCCGGCCGUAGCUCCUGCGACGACAGAUUUUUUCCAAUCCCAAGUGCAUGUUUCCAUUCACCCAACAAGGCAUUGUAUGUCCCACAUUUCGAAUAUUCCGGAUGGGUCGGAAAUCCACGGGAGCGCAGUACGGUUUGUCGCAAUUUUAAUAGGACUACUGGUGAUAAACGAACAUUGGGUGAUAUGUCGUUGUUGGAAGAUACAAUAAUUACUUCUGCUCGAUUGACACCGACUAAAUAUUCCACGUCUCAUGUAUAUGGAUGCUUUUCCAUUGGAUCUUUGAUACAUGUUCAUCCAAGUUAUCCAGCUGAUGGCGAAAGAGCUAAAGUGGAUAUUUUUCGCGUAGAUAACUUACUCUCGCAUGAUCCUGUUGCACGCGAUUUACGAUUGUAUCCAGGACCUCUAAUUAAUGGUGUAACGCAUAAGAAGACUAUCAUAGAAUAUUGCGAAAAUAAAAUUAAAAAGGCAGUGAUAAAUGAAAAAAUUAUUGAUCGCUCUUCAUACAUCUUGUUAUACGAACUAAUGAUUAUGUUAAUUCAACAAAAUGGAAACGUUGUUGGCGUCGAUAUUGCUGGACUCUUAUUGCGUAAUAAGGAUGCUUAUCCUUACGACGCGAACAAAUUCAGAUCUCAGGAUGUAGGACGCAGAGAAUCGCAAAUAUCGCAGCGAUCUGGAGCAACGGGCAGCGACGGAAGUACCCAAGAUAUUUCAACAUUAUCCGAGAAAAUUGAAACCAAGCAACGAAAAACUGUAGAACAAAUAACAGAUGAAUUCAGAGAUACGUUACUCUACGGACGGGUUCAAGAAGCAUUAGAGUACGCGAUGAACGAAGGACUUUGGGGCCACGCUCUCUUCCUAGCUAGUAAACUGGAUAAACGCACGCACGCUUCUGUAAUGACUCGUUUUGCAAACAGUCUGCCAUCACACGAUCCACUGCAGACCCUGUAUCAACUGCAUUCUGGUCGUAUACCUGCUAUAGUUACGUGCGUCGCGGAUCCGCGCUGGGACGAUUGGCGGCCUCAUCUAGCUAUGAUUAUAUCUAAUACCUCGACCAAUCCGGAAGUUAAUCGCCGAUCAAUAACGACUCUCGGGGAUACGUUAUUCGCGAGGGGCGACAUCCAUGCCGCACAUUUUUGUUACAUACUCGCGGAAAUUGAUUUCGGCACUUACGGAACUAAUGGAGUUAAACUUGUGUUGAUCGGCGCUAAUCACAACAAGUCGUAUUCUGAAUUCUUUACCAUGGAAGCUGUCAUGUUAACAGAAAUAUACGAAUACGCUCGGAACCUUAGCGAUCCGCAUUUCACAUUAGUAGACCUUCAAACAUUCAAAUUUGAUCUAACCGUGAAGAUGGUGGAUUGUGGAUUAAUAGAGAAAGCUUUAUUAUAUAUCGAACAGAUUGCAAUAAAUAUCGCGAACGAUCCAUCGAAAUACAAGAAAUCCUUCAUCGAAGCGGUUUAUGUAUUAGGCGAUCGAAUCAAGUAUCACGAUCCAGUCUAUAAGGACGCUAUCGAAGAUGCUGCGAAUGUAACAUGGCUUAAUAGAUUAGCGGAGAUAGUUGGAAAAUAUCAGGAUGAACAGGCUGUCGAAAAUGAAACGUACAGUUCUCGUACUAUGAUAGAAAAUCAGGAAAUUCAUGAAGUAAAACAUCAGCAACAGCAACCAUUGCAACUACCCCCAUUAUCAUCACAACAACAAUGGAACACUAUACAAUCCGAUUACAAUGACGGGCCUACGUCGAUGGAAGUUAACACGAGUGAAAUGCAACCAUUAUCUUUGCCCACGAACAUUCAAGCUACAUACGAUCCGAAUGCGCAAUAUAUGAGAAACAUAGACGAAUCUGUUCAGUAUCAGCAGUCGCAACAAGAUUAUUGGAGCCAGCAGUUGUAUCAAAAUAAUUACGGGAGAAACGAAUCUAUGCAAUCUAAUUGGCAGCAACAGUCUACACCAGUCUACACCUUAACUGAUCAGACUGAAGUAACUAACUCGCAACAACAAGACAAAUGGAACUAUGAGACGGAAAGGGAAGACAAAACACCCACACCUGAACCUAUGCAGCCAACAAUCUCAAUGACACCAUCAACGGGUAAACAGUUUGAUCCAUUGGAAGAAUUAAAAGCGCUUGAGACACCACGAUCGACUGCCAAAUCUGCGGCGGACACGAAGAAAACAACCGAAAAAACGGCUGAGAAGAAACCUUCCAACAGUGGUGGCUCCUGGUGGCUCUUUCGUAGUUUGUUCAAUAAACUUGCACCCAAGCCGAAAAAUCAAAUGAUAUUGCCGGACGAUAGCAAGCUAACGAUUGUAUGGGAUCCAAGCACUAAUAAGUGGAUAAACAAGGAUGAGGAUGACGAUAGUAGUACCGCGACAUUGGCCCCACCGCCGAAAACAGCCGACAUGAGUUUUCGAGCACCUGCAGUGGAACGUGUUCCACAGCCAUCUUUACCGAGUGCACACAACGAGGAUACACCAGCGGCGGAUAUUUCAAAAUUGCGUACUGAUAACAAUAUGUUCAAACUGCCAAAGGGUAGAAGUAUGCGUGCUAACUACGUAGACGUAUUGAAUACCGGCGGAAAAUCUAAAGGUAACGCGGUGUCGUCUAAUGUGGCCACCCCCCCCAUGACGUCUCUACUCGUACCUACAGCUACCUCAUCCCCGCAGAUGCUUGUACCCGCGCCAAUUAAUGAUCCAACCGCUCCUGUGGAUUUCCUGAUUCCGACAGCAACACCGCCGUCUGGAAACAUCGCGGAAAAUACUCCACUCUCUCGCUGGAGCUCGACCAGCUCGUUAUCACGAGAGGUGCAGAGCUACACAAUGAGGGAUCCGCGGCUCCUUCAACGGAACAAGGGACCAAUGAUGUUCAACCCGAGUGACAUGAAGGAUCGUUCGGUGAAGAACAUGCCACCUAGCAGAUAUCAUCCACGAUAAUUUUUUGCAACCGCUCAUGAGAAUAAUUUGUUAUUUAAAUUAGGAAGUUUCUUAUAUAAUUGCAGUUGUAUUUAAUGUGAAUAUCUGUUCUUGUACAGAAAAAACGUGACAACAAUAGUAUAUUUUUAGAGUAAUGUACGAUGCAUACAAUCUCUUUCGAAAGGAUAUGUACAACGUAAGAAUCUAGAAAAUACUGUCUUUUUAGGCAUUUCACAUAUUUGAAUUGUCUAGAUUAAUUUUUACAUUUGAAAUUCUGUUCGAGUUUGUUAUAUUUAUCAUAUCGAAUUAAAUAUUACGUUAAAAUUUAUUUAGAACAAGAUUUCCACGCGGAAUAUAGGAAAUAUAGAAAAUAUAGGAGACAAUUUAACGAUUGCAAUGGUGGCGUAGAUAAAUUGUACCCGAGCACGUAUGAUGAUUUGUAAACUAAAAGUUUUCAUUGUACACUUUUCAAUUGAAAGAAUAUGCUCCUUUCAGAUCAAUUCUCACGGAAUGUUAUUUCGUGUGCAGUGUGUGUAAUGAAUUUAUUUAAAAGUUACGCACCGAUUUCCGUUUUUAUUAAAUACGUAUUUCCAUCGGAUGAUUACUUAUGCAUUUGCUAAUAGUUAAUCAUCGUUUUGGAAGUGUGCGAGUGCAUUCCCGUUACUAUGUUCGUUUAGUUUGUAAGUAAAUUGUCACCGGUACCGGAUUCGAUGUUACGCGAAGAUUCAAGUCCUGCGAGCUCGAAUUAUGUGAGUGAGAUGUAAAGUUAAUAUUUUUACGUGCAACAUGUAAUCGAAGAUCUAUCUAAGUUACAAUUAUAAAUAAUCUCUCGCUUCGAAGUGUCUUGUAAAUGUGUGACGAUAGAGAGAGGAUUGUACGCUGAUUAUAUAGUUUAACUAUAUCGCAGAACUUGUUACAACACGGCCUCAGUAUGUGCUGUAAUUCUAAGUCUGAUUUUAUAUGUACGGAGAAGAGAGUAUUGUAGUGCCGAUAAAUACGAGAUAUUAGGGAUAUGAGAAUUUUAUCGAGCGUAAGAGGGGAAAUAGCACAUUAAGUGUAUGAUAGGAAUACUGUUGUUAGACGCUGGGUUUAUAAUAUUACGAGAUAACAUUGAUACACCAAUAAAUACGCAACUGCCAUCAACGUACGGAUAGUAUGAAAUGAGUAACGAGUUUGUAUCGCGUUUCCACUGGUUCAAUCGCGUUAGAUUUGUAAGAUAACGUUGGUGUCUAUCUCCGCGAAGAAUUUGAUAGUUGCAAGUAUUGAUAAGGGAUAGUAAAGGAUCCUAGCAAAGAAUAGGCAGACGGUUUUGGUGUACGUUGAAAUGUCUCUAUCGGAAAAUAAAUGUCCUGGGAGAUAUAUAUUUUUCGGUAAAGAGUGAGUACCUUUGCAAGUAAAGGCUUUUUACUUGGCUCAAUCUAUCGUCGCCUUGCGCAUCGUCCUAUAUGGAUACUGUUGAUUGUUCAAUUUUAGAAUCUUUCGUUGAAAAUAUUAUCGAUUAUAACGGUUCGUCUCGAUUUUUCUCGCUGAUAAACGCCCCGUAAUAUUGUCAAGUACGAUUGAGAAACUCUCCAUAGAGUACUUCGAAACGGUAGCAAAUUUCUGGCGCAUAGAUAUCCAUUGACCACAAAUAGAAGGGAUUGGUUCUAGGGAUAAUUUUUGUAAAUUGUGACACUCGUAAUACAUUUUAUAUCUGUGACAUACGAAUUAGGUAUAUCUUAGAUGCAUAUAUUAUAAUAUAUUAUAAUAUUAUAAUAUAUAUGUUACAACACACAUGUUGAUACUGUUGCAGAGAUGCCGCGUGUAAGUUUUAUAUAUAUAUAUGUAUACGUGAACUCUAGAUUUGUACAUAUUCUAAAUGUAGCUUUCGUAAACUUGUCCUAUCGCAAUUGUUUAUAUAUAGAGAAUUCGCGCUUGUUUUUUAAAUACCGAGACAUAUAGAAAUGGAUCCCGCGCUAUACCUUCGCCGAAAUGUAACCAGAGUUCUGUUUGUGGUGAAUGGCAACUUAUUGCGACCAACAUCACUGUUAGUCAUGCAGUUGAUCGACGAUAAACUUUCGUCGAGAAAUCUAUGCAGUCGUUACAGCUGAAAUAUGCAUGUUUCUAAUCCUUACACGCGAUCGAGCUUAAGUUAUUGAGAAUUCGAGUGGCGAUGCAGAAUGUGCAAUUGAACUGUCGUCUCUUUUUCUUAUUAUUUAUCGUCAUUCGCUCGCCUCGCAAAAAAAGCUCGAGAAAUAUUAGUGUAAAAUGUGAAUGCGAUCGGCUCGCUCGAGAUUGAGCUCACGGUGAUAUGUCGCAGCGAGCGAGAAGAGGAUUUUAAGAUUAGCGUUAAAGUUGAACAGAAGUAUUAAUCGAGCUGUAAUUGUAAUGUAUGUAUAGGCCGGUUUAUGGAAUGACGCGAUUUCGUCUUUGAUGUAACAUAAUUGCUAUAUACGUUCACGCACCCUGGAAUUCCGAGUUGAUGUACGUUUAUGGAGGAUAAAAUUGCGGAUUACAAUGAUAAUAACAAUAGUGAUAAUCUAUACUGUAUAUUAUUAAU